GUGACAUGGCUAGAAGGGCGCUGAAGCUUGCUUCGUGGACCAGUGUGGCCCUUGCUGCCUCUGGCUUCUACCUCUACGGCAACAAGUACUUGGACCCUAAUGACUUUGGCGCUGUCAGGGUGGGCAGAGCAGUGGCGACGACUGCUGUCAUCAGUUAUGACUACCUCACCUCUCUAAGAAGUGUUCCCUAUGGCACAGAAGAAUACCUGCAGCUUCGAUCGAAGGUGCACCUCCGCUCGGCCCGGCGCCUGUGUGAGCUCUGCUGUGCCAACCGGGGCACCUUCAUCAAGGUGGGCCAGCACCUGGGGGCUCUGGACUACCUGCUGCCGGAGGAAUACACCAGCACGCUGAAGGUGCUUCACAGCCAGGCCCCGCAGAGCAGCAUGCAGGAGGUCCGCCAGGUCAUCCGCGAGGACCUGGGCAAAGAGAUCCACGAUUUGUUUGUGAGCUUUGAUGACACCCCGCUGGGGGCUGCUUCCCUGGCCCAGGUCCACAAGGCAGUGCUUCAUGAUGGGCGGACAGUGGCCGUGAAGGUCCAGCACCCAAAGGUUCAGGCUCAGAGCUCAAAGGACAUUCUCUUGAUGGAGAUGCUCGUCCUGGCUGUGAAACAGCUGUUCCCGGACUUCGAGUUUAUGUGGCUGGUGGACGAAGCCAAGAAGAACCUGCCGUUGGAGCUGGACUUUCUCAAUGAAGGGAGGAAUGCUGAGAAAGUAGCCCACAUGCUGAAGCACUUUGACUUCUUAAAGGUUCCCCAGAUCUACUGGGAGCUCUCUUCUAAGCGGGUCCUUCUGAUGGAGUUUGUGGAUGGUGGACAGGUCAAUGACAGGGACUACAUGGAGCGAAACAAGAUUGAUGUCAAUGAGGUCUCGCGUCACCUGGGCAAGAUGUACAGUGAGAUGAUCUUCGUCAACGGCUUUGUGCACUGUGACCCUCACCCGGGCAACGUGCUGGUGCGGAAGUGUGCAGACACGGGGCAGGCAGAGAUCGUCCUCCUGGACCACGGGCUCUACCAGGUGCUGACGGAGGAGUUCCGCCUCGAUUAUUGUCACCUCUGGCAGUCCCUGAUCUGGACCGACAUGAAGAAGGUAAAGAAGUACAGCCAGCGCCUGGGAGCCGGCGAGCUGUACCCCCUGUUUGCCUGCAUGCUGACAGCCCGCUCGUGGAACUCGGUCAACAGAGGCAUUGGCCGGGCGCCAGUCACUGCCAGCGAGGAAAUGGAAAUCCGGGACAAUGCGGCCAACUACCUCCCCCAGAUCAGCCAGCUCCUCAACCACGUGCCGCGCCAGAUGCUGCUGAUCUUCAAGACCAACGACCUGCUGCGUGGCAUCGAGGCGGCCCUGGGCACCCGCGCCAGCGCCAGCUCCUUCCUCAACAUGUCGCGCUGCUGCAUCCGGGCGCUGGCCACGCACAAGAAGAAGAAUACUUGCUCGUUCUUCAGAAAGACCCAGAUCUCGUUCCGAGAAGCCUUGAGUCUAUGGCAGAUUGACCUUCAUGAAUUCUUCCUGAGCGUGAAAGGGUUGAGGCUGACCAGCUGGGUCUUGUCCCUUAUUUACUGGCUGCUUCCUGCUUCACACUGA
Messenger RNA from Elephantulus edwardii (Cape elephant shrew), 1577 nucleotides. RefSeq names its product aarF domain containing kinase 1 (gene ADCK1). Gene Ontology annotation, molecular function: protein kinase activity; ATP binding. Bases 6 to 1577 code for a protein of 523 amino acids. The record is from RefSeq and is a predicted model, not a curated record. The transcript has 10 exons. NCBI's taxonomy places the organism in Eukaryota, Metazoa, Chordata, Mammalia, Macroscelidea, Macroscelididae. Gene Ontology annotation, cellular component: mitochondrial inner membrane. Gene Ontology annotation, biological process: protein phosphorylation; lipid homeostasis; mitochondrion organization.